AUGCCGGUUCGCCUCCUCUUCUUCCACAACUUUACCAAUAAAAAAAAAAGAAACGCACCACCCCAUGGGAGGCAGAGACCCAAAACCAGAGCGCAACGCGCGGUGCCGCAAACAAAAGCGCAGACACCACCAGCACAUGUAGAAAACACAAAUCACGACGGCAAAAACCAGAUGGCGCGCCUGGCACUCCCAAAAAAAAAUACGAGGGUGGGGGCCCAACCCCGCCACACGGACAAGUCCGGGAGGACCCGGGGCACCGCCCAACCCCACCAAGGCGGAGCAGCACAACGACACAGAGGCCACGAACGACCAAAAGAAGAAUAA
Molecule: messenger RNA, 324 nt
Organism: Trypanosoma theileri
Lineage: Eukaryota; Euglenozoa; Kinetoplastea; Trypanosomatida; Trypanosomatidae
Exons: 1
Coding region: 1-324 (107 amino acids)
Source: RefSeq, a predicted model, not a curated record